AUGAAUAUAAAAUAUAUACUAAUAUUAAUAUUUACUACAUUCUUGUUUAGUAACUCGAGUGGAUUAAGAAUUAGAGGUUCAUUCGACACUCCAAAAGUAUGGAAAUAUUUAGGUAGAUUUGGUUUUAAUAAAGGAGGUUAUAUAGAGUUAAAUAGUUUUUGGAGUACAACAGAUUCAACAAAAAUAGUAUUAUAUUCAGAUAAGAAUCCAUAUAUUGAUGGAAUUUUAAAGGGUGAUUCAAAUGAUAAUUGUUAUACAAAGGUAAAUAAAGGUGACUAUAUAUUUACAUUAAAGUCACCCCAUAUGAUAUAUAACAUUUCUCAACAACGUCAAAGAUAUUGGUACUUUGCAAUUGCAGAUUGCGAUCCAAAUAUAAUUCAACCAUUUGAUCAUUUAGAUUGUGAAUAUGACCUAACACUCAAUAACCCUGGCAAAAAUAUAUUUGAGACCAAUAUAUCUUCUGAUCAAAAAUCCAUUCCUAUUACACAUAUUGUAUUUUUGGGCAUUUAUUUUAUACUUUGUGCUUUCAUUAUAGGGAUAAUUGCCAAACUAAAAUCAAAACAAUUGAAUUUCAAACAAAUGUUACUCCUAUUACUUACAAUGCUUUUUUAUAUAGUAAGCUUAAGUUUGUCUGUUGUAAAUUGGUUUUCUAUCCUACAUAACAAUGGAUAUGAAUUAAAAUUCGCCUCAAUAUUAUCAAAUGGAAAUGGAAUUUUCAUAUUACUCAUACUCCAAUUAGGUCAGGGAUGGGUUCUUGUGUCCAAUUAUCAUUUGAUACACCCAAUUAGAAGGAUUGUAAACUAUAUAGUAUGCAUAGUGGAGGUAUUUUUAAGUGUUUUCAUCUUUAUUUUUUAUAUCUAUAAAAAACCAGAAUAUGACAGUGACAUAUAUUUUUAUGAUACAAUACCAGGGUAUAUUUUACUAGGUGUUUAUAUUAUCAUAAUAUUUUACUUUAUUAUUGGUAACAUAUAUGCACAUGUCAGAUUAAGAACUAAUCUAGAUUCAAAUAACGCACAAUUAAAGAAAUUUAUUAUUAUAUUUACAAUUAUUUAUUCACUAUGGCUAAUAUCAAAUCCAGCAAUUGUUUUAGUAGCCCAUUUUAUGGAUCCAUGGAUUAAAUAUAAAAUUAUUGUUAUUCUCAAUCUAUCUAUAGUAACCAUUUUCAUUAUAAUAUUAAUGGUGAUGUUUUUACCAGUUAAAGGUAACUUGGCAAUUAAAUUACUAAAAAAUCAAAGAGAUAGUAUUUAUUUUAAUCAAAAUAGAAUGAAUAAUUUGUAUUAA
This is a messenger RNA of Dictyostelium purpureum, 1281 nucleotides long. RefSeq lists its product as uncharacterized. The record is from RefSeq and is a predicted model, not a curated record. Gene Ontology annotation, biological process: G protein-coupled receptor signaling pathway; response to pheromone. NCBI's taxonomy places the organism in Eukaryota, Evosea, Eumycetozoa, Dictyosteliales, Dictyosteliaceae. The transcript has 3 exons. Bases 1 to 1281 code for a protein of 426 amino acids.